Magnolia sinica is the source of this 1351-nucleotide messenger RNA. RefSeq lists its product as uncharacterized. NCBI's taxonomy places the organism in Eukaryota, Viridiplantae, Streptophyta, Magnoliopsida, Magnoliales, Magnoliaceae. The transcript has 11 exons. The record is from RefSeq and is a predicted model, not a curated record. The coding region runs from base 121 to 1296 and encodes 391 amino acids.
AGAGGAUCCGCCGGAUUCACGCAACCGGGUUUUAAUCGACCGGGACAGAACCCGAUUUCUAAACGGGAAAACAAUUUGAAACAGAUCCGUUGAAAUCAGUUCGGGUCCAUUAAAGCAUUCAUGACUUCCACCAGCAUGAAGAUGCAGCCGGUAGACGAGAGGGAGGUGGUGGCAAGGAUGGAAUGCGCUGCAAGGGGAAGGACAGCAACAGCUUGCACCGGACCUGCUACCAGACGCUGUGGCGUCUGCGGAGCCGUCGCUUACUGUUCUCGCUCUCACCAGAUUUCACAUUGGAAUGAUCAUAAAGGCGAAUGUGCAAGAUUCGAAAAACAAAUGAGAUGUGCAGAUGCCUUGCAUGAUUUCCCAUUUACAUUCUCUGGAGACACCACUCUCCAGGUGACACGAUGUUCCUUCUUGACGACAAGGGGCCUUCACCGAAUAGGGCUGUGGAAAUAUGAAUGCAGUUGUUGCCCAUCAGUUUCUUCUUCCGAUUGUCUGAGGAUAAAUGAUGAUUGGAAUCUUCCAAGUGACUUAUGCCCAUGCACGGAGCCAAUAAAUUCAGUAUCAAUGCGUUUGAGUAGUUGGAAGGAUUACUAUCAGUGGAGGUGCCUCCCGCUCAAUUCACCUGUUGCUUUGCUACUCCAUUGGCCUCUUACCAUAUACCAGGGCGUUCAACUUGCUUCCAGCAUAAGACCAAUUUCCGAAAUUAGAAGCAAAUUGCACAUCCAUUAUUUAGGGCCUGUUAAAGAGCUUCUGCAACUUGCAGUCUUUGGGGAGCUACAUGCACUAUUUCCUGGUCUUCAAGUACACAUCGAACUUGUUGGACCAGAAGUUCCACAAAUAAGGGAUGGUGAGAGGAUCAACCUCUACAAUUAUGCUCACUGCGUUGAUGCAGAUUGCACUUGCAAAUCUGCAGGAGAGAAUGCAAAUUGGAGGGUAUCUAAUGGAAGAACUUCUCUAGUAGCUUUGCAGCUUUGGAGUGGUUUUUAUCAUGACCGUUGUCAAGAAAUAGUGAAGGAUUCCUUCCCGCACUUAAUUGUUGCUUCAAAUGCUGGAAUAGCCGCAUAUCCUAGCUGGUUACCAACCAUCGAACUAAUACAAAAGAUGGGUGUACCAGCGAUUUUUUCUGAUUACUGUGAAGAAGCUGCGCAUCUAGCUGCUCGUUGCAUAACCUCUGUAACAGGAUGCCCUCUCACAAUUCCUGUUCAACUAAAUCCAUAUAGGCAGCCAAUGGCAGUGGAAGAUAGUGCUCUUUAUCUCCCUUGCUAUUCGAAUUGCUUUCUGUUUGGGAUGUGAUGCAAGGCCAUGCACUUGUUAGUCCUUUUGUUUGCCAAAUGAUGAAAUGUAUUAC